UCCCCCCCCCCCGCUCUCUUACGAACUAGUUUCGUGAUUAUUCGUCGGCGGCCAUGUUCACCAUUAAGCUUUUUUCACGCGUGCCAAGCCGCUUCGUCCAGCGGAGCUCCUUUCUUCUCCUCUCUGUUCCCCAAAAGCAGCAGUCGGCAAUCCUCUCCGACCAGUGCCGCUCCCUUCUUCGUGAAUCCCCGAGUGCGCACCGCAACCUCUCCAUCUUCCAAAGAUAUGGAGCGUCUUCAUCCGCCACCUCUGAGCCUACCGACAAGGAACAGGUGAGUACUGUACAGAAUACUGGUGCUUCUAGGAAUGCAGAUGCCACAUAUACAAGUGGAGAUGCUAAACAUUCCAAUCAAGCUGAAGAUUCAGGUUAUACACACAGCAGAGCUGCUGAUCAGACAAAAGAAUCAGGUCCUAUUUGGGAUUUCCACUCUACCAUAGUCGAGUCUGUCAAAAGGAGAAAAGGUAUUAAACGAACUGUGUUUUCUGACUCUGAUUCUGAGAACGAGGAGGAGCUGUCAAUGGAUGAUUUGUUUAAACUAGUGGCAGAGAAGGAAGAAAUUUUGAAGUUGAAGAAUAAAGAGUUUGGUACAAUGCUAGAUAAAUUUCUUCGGACGCGUUCAGAAAUUGAGAAUGUCAUGGACAGGUCAAGGCGGGAAGCAGAAAACUCUAAAAAAUUUGCCAUACAGAGUUUUGCAAAGAAUUUACUGGACGUCGCAGACAACUUGGAAAGAGCUUCUUUGGAAGUCACUUUUGCAAAACUCGAUACAUCUACAGAUUCUGCUGGAGCUCUGCCACUAAUAAAAAAACUUAUUGAAGGCGUUGAAAUGACCGAGAAACAACUUUUGGAGGUAUUUAAAAAAUAUGGAGUAGAAAAAUUUGAUCCUACAAAUGAACCAUUCGAUCCACAUAGUCACAAUGCGGUUUUCCGACUACCAGAUGAUUCCAAGCGUCCAGGCACCGUUGCUGUACUUCUUAAGUCAGGAUAUUUGCUUUAUGAUCGAGUUAUUCGGCGGGCUGAAGUUGGUGUAGCUCAAGCAGUGGAUUUUGGAGAAAUGAGUCAAUGGAGUUUUGACUGAUUACUAUCUAAUCGUUUUGCGCAGGUUUUAGAGAAACAUCAAGUGAUAUUUUCUUGUUUGACCAGCUUUAGAAACUAUAUUGAGGUCAACACAUGGGACAAUUGCUUGUUUUCCUUCUCAAUCUGUGUCCGGCUACAAUAGAAUGGCUCAGGCUUGAGUGACCGACCAUUUUAGAGCUUGAUAUAGAUGAGCACAGCCAAAUGUUUUUAGCUUUAGGGGCACGGCUCCAAUUGGAGUAGCUGCUUGUGCUUUUCGGUUCUCUAUUAGCCUCGCGUGUGCUAGAAUAAUGGGGUGUUACUUCCCCUGCGAAUAAUAAAUUUGAAGAUUAUUUAAAGA
Juglans regia (Persian walnut) is the source of this 1412-nucleotide messenger RNA. RefSeq names its product grpE protein homolog 2, mitochondrial-like. The transcript has 5 exons. Gene Ontology annotation, cellular component: PAM complex, Tim23 associated import motor. The record is from RefSeq and is a predicted model, not a curated record. NCBI's taxonomy places the organism in Eukaryota, Viridiplantae, Streptophyta, Magnoliopsida, Fagales, Juglandaceae. The coding region runs from base 54 to 1076 and encodes 340 amino acids. Gene Ontology annotation, molecular function: protein-folding chaperone binding; protein homodimerization activity; adenyl-nucleotide exchange factor activity. Gene Ontology annotation, biological process: protein import into mitochondrial matrix; protein folding.